AUGUCCGAAGCCUACGAACGCGAGCGUCAGAACAACGCACGCCUCGACGAGCUCUCUUCCAAGAUCUCCGCCCUGCGCGGCGUGACCGUUGACAUCUACGACAACGCCCGCGCCCAGGAUGUCAUCGACAACACCUCCGACACGUUCUCCUCCAUGUCCACCUCCCUCAAGGGAUCCGCCUCGCGCAUGGGCCGCAUGGCCGCCUCCGGGAACAAGGUUGCCAUCUUGAAGCUGUCGGGCAUCAUAAUUGGUGUCUUCAUCUUCCUGUAUUACGUAUCCAAGCUGUUCUUCUGA
Verticillium alfalfae VaMs.102 is the source of this 294-nucleotide messenger RNA. RefSeq lists its product as hypothetical. NCBI's taxonomy places the organism in Eukaryota, Fungi, Ascomycota, Sordariomycetes, Glomerellales, Plectosphaerellaceae. The record is from RefSeq and is a predicted model, not a curated record. Gene Ontology annotation, biological process: intra-Golgi vesicle-mediated transport. Bases 1 to 294 code for a protein of 97 amino acids. The transcript is spliced from 2 exons.